GACCCCUUUGGUUCUUCCCCACGUUCUCCAACUCUCACAUAGGCUAUGCGAGGUGCCAGCAGUGGGCGCCUGGAACACUGCUGCCCCUGCCACCCGGACCCCGGGGUCCUUCCCCGCGUCCUCCAACAUUCAGACAGCUCGGGCUACGCCAGGUGCCAGCGGUGGGCGCCUGGGACGCUGCUGCCCCUGCCACCCGGUGCAGAUGGCUUGCUGA
Molecule: messenger RNA, 214 nt
Organism: Closterium sp. Naga37s-1
Lineage: Eukaryota; Viridiplantae; Streptophyta; Zygnematophyceae; Desmidiales; Closteriaceae
Source: the annotation of a GenBank genome assembly